Torulaspora globosa is the source of this 996-nucleotide messenger RNA. RefSeq names its product Pet130p (gene PET130). The transcript has a single exon. NCBI's taxonomy places the organism in Eukaryota, Fungi, Ascomycota, Saccharomycetes, Saccharomycetales, Saccharomycetaceae. Bases 1 to 996 code for a protein of 331 amino acids. The record is from RefSeq and is a predicted model, not a curated record.
AUGAAUCGAUGUAAGCAAGCUUCGGAGCUGGUGCUGAAGAAAUUGAAAUUACCAACUGCUUACAAUAAUGGGACUGGUCCUGUCCUGCCAAACGCGAGUGGCGUCAGUCUAUCGUCGCCGAGAGCUAGGCAAUUGGCUCUUAAAAAGAAGUUGGAAGACUGCAACAACACAUUUAUCACCGAUGUGAGGCCUCGGGAACGCUGGGACCAGAAUCAGGAACGGCAGAAUUUAGCAACCGCCGCCGCAAAGGUAAAGGGUUGCAACCGAAUUGUACAACGGUUUCAGAAUGUUCACAAGAUCUAUUCUCGAGAAUCGCAUGUCUACCAGUGCGAUUUCUUCCGACUGAUGUAUUUCCCGCCUGAUCACUUUUUAUCAAUGUUUCGCAAAAGUAAACCUGCAGUGAAUGUAAGAACUGUUGGGCAGGUUUUCCUCAAUGGUAGUGGUUCAAGCGGGGAUGGGAGCGCUGGCAAGGCCUUGUUCCAGCGAAAUAGUCAGAAAAAUGGAUUUCUCAGGACUCAGAGUACGGCAAAUAGUCUGGGUAGAUUGUUCGAAAGCAACCCAUCCAAUAUCCCGCGAAACUAUGCGUUUCUGAGAAGGAAUCUGCGAGUAUCGCUGCGCAAAUGCUUUAUCAAGGAGUGGUGCGCGCUGAGUGGUGACCUUGCAGUGCAGGAGGCGCUAUCAUCCGGAGGUGCUGGCACCAGAUACACGGAUCCAGACGGGCGGAGCCGAGUUGGAGUUGCCAAGGAUGGUUACUACAUGUACCAGGUGCUAAUAUUCCCUGACAGAGAGACCAAAAAGGAAUUUGAAUCCUGCGUUAAGGAGAGUGUUCAGGUUGUGUCGCGACUGGACUGGGACGAGUUUUUGAAGCCUCAGUCAUCCAAGGCGGGAGGCAAGACCUGGGUACAGCUUGCCAAUGACCGCGUGAGGGUUCAUUCCCUGAACAAAUCUCUGGAGAGCAACGAGAUACCCUUCGCGGUGAAAAGAUUGUGGUAUUAA